AUGGCUUCACCAGAAAACACAAACAACAACAUUCUUGAAGAAGAAAAUGAGCCACAAGAUGUUGAAAUGUUGUGUGACUCAUCUUCUUCUUCUGAUACUGAUUAUGAUGGGAUUACUGAUGCUGAUGUUAUGCUUAGCGACUUGGAAGAGACAGAAAAUAAGGAUGGUACUAUUAAGAAACCUUAUGAAGUCUUGAGCCAAGCUGAAAUUCAUGAACGUCAAGAAGUUGCCAUCGCGAGUAUUUGUGACAUACUUUCGAUUCCAAGGGCUGAAGCUGCUAUCCUGCUGCUUUAUUAUAGCUGGAAUGUUGGCAUUAUACCUGAUAAAUGGUUUUCAGAUGGGCAGAAGAUCCGUGAUAAACUUGGUCUUAUAGACGUUUCCUUUGAUGGAGCUGGAUCAUCUAAUACAAAGGAUCUUACUUGUGGGAUUUGCUUGGGAAAAUUUCCUCCGGAGCUGGUUGCUGGUCCUGCUUGUGGGCAUUUAUUCUGCAAUACUUGUUGGGCAGGAUAUUUUGAGAAGUCACUCAAAGACCCUGCGCCACCCCUAUUGUUACGAUGUCCUGAUACUUCUUGUGGAGCUGCCGUUGGUCAAGAUAUGAUUAACAUGCUGGCUUCUAAAGAUGACAAGGAGAAAUAUGCGCAUGCAUUUAUGAAAUCCUAUAUCGAUUACAACUUAAAGGCCAAUUGGUGUCCCCGUCUUGGAUGUAAGCAUGCAUUGAUUCUUCUUAUUGGUGAUAACCUCCCCAAGGUGACUUGUAAGUGCACCCAUACCUUCUGCUGGAAGUGUUCCAAGGAAGCUCACCAGCCAAUUGCCUGUUCAACUUAUUGUAACUGGACUAUGGAAUGCGUCGUGCAGAGUGAAAACUUUAAGUCAAUCACAAACAUGAAUGGGUGCCCAAGCUGCUGGUAUUCCUUUGAAAUGUCUGGAUCUCAUAAGCGUAUGCAAUGCCCAUCGUGUGAAUAUCACUUUUGCAAGCUGUGCCGUGCAUCUUGGCUGGGUAAUGGUUCAUGGAAUGGUGACGAGUUCAAACACACAUGCUCUAAGGGGAAAGAGAAAGUAGAGAAUGAUGAUAGAGAAGAGAAAGCACGGAUAGCCCAGGAUAGCCUUAAAAAGUAUAGUAAUAGCUACAAUCAUUGGAUGGCUACUGAAAUGCACUUAGAAGCGGCUAGGCAAGAGCUUUAUAAGCUAAAAAAUGGCCAGCUCAAAGCAAUAGCUGAAAAAGCCGGCCUAACUGAAGCAGAACUUAGCUUUUAUACUGAUGCAUGGAUGCAGAUUGCAGAUUGCAAGCGAGUCAUUAAGUGGACUCAUGUUGCUGAGUACUACAUACCACCCUUUGAAACGAACAGAAGAAACCUCAUACAGUUUAUUAUGAGGCAUGCUGAAUUUGUUGUGGUACAGCUUUAUCAGGUUGAAGCUCAGCUGACAACAGUUCUCAAUAUGGAAAAACUGCCACCUCAGUUCUCAGAGUUUCGUGAUCGCCUGUGUCUGAAGACAGGUGUGGCUCGAAACUACUUUGACAACAUGGUGUGGAUCAUAGAGAACAGGAUUAAGGAUCUGAAGACUCUUCGCGAUGUGAUGGGCAUCAAGAGUCUGGAACAAGGAAUUAUUACUACUACAGCUGCUAGUAUUGAAGAGACUCCUGAACAGCCAGUCAACAAGAAUUGUGAGCAUUGUCAGUUUCCGAAGAAUGGUCCUGUUGGUUUCCUUUGUGAUAUGUGCUAUCAUUAGAUCUAUUUCUCUUUUGUGUGGGCAAAACAAUUAUAUGGCCAAAUCUUUCUUUAAUUUGCUAGGAAUUGUGAUGAUUUCAUACCAUAAUUCCUAGAAGAAUAAUUUCUGUAAGACUAUUUAUGUGUUGGUGAAUUGCAACAAGACUGGGUUGCAAGUUUGGAAACUUCAUUAUUAUCUUUGAUAUUGUGGAAGCUA
Chenopodium quinoa (quinoa) is the source of this 1923-nucleotide messenger RNA. Its product is annotated as probable E3 ubiquitin-protein ligase ARI7. The transcript has 15 exons. The record is from RefSeq and is a predicted model, not a curated record. Gene Ontology annotation, biological process: ubiquitin-dependent protein catabolic process; positive regulation of proteasomal ubiquitin-dependent protein catabolic process; protein polyubiquitination. NCBI's taxonomy places the organism in Eukaryota, Viridiplantae, Streptophyta, Magnoliopsida, Caryophyllales, Amaranthaceae. Bases 1 to 1728 code for a protein of 575 amino acids. Gene Ontology annotation, molecular function: ubiquitin conjugating enzyme binding; ubiquitin protein ligase activity; zinc ion binding. Gene Ontology annotation, cellular component: ubiquitin ligase complex; cytoplasm.